Messenger RNA from Ilex paraguariensis (yerba mate), 3287 nucleotides. The record is from the annotation of a GenBank genome assembly. NCBI's taxonomy places the organism in Eukaryota, Viridiplantae, Streptophyta, Magnoliopsida, Aquifoliales, Aquifoliaceae.
UCCUCUCUCUCUCUCUCUCCAUUGAACAUGGAUGAUUGAAUUUGGGAUUGGAUUCAUUGCAUGUACCCACUCGGUCUCUCUCUCUCCCCCCUAUGAAUAAUAAAAAAAGACCCCACCUUGACAAUAAAAGAUAUGGGAAACGCACAACUCCACAUACGUUGUAGCAUCCACCCACCCACCCUUCAUCUUUCUCUCCCUCUCUCUCCUUUUUUGCCCUAUCUAUUAGGGUUUCAGAUGACCUCUUGACUUUCUAUUUCUCUCAUGAACUCGUUGUUUCAAGCUCUAUACUUGGUUUAUAUUGUGUUGCUGUUGGUUGAUCUGGUCUUUUUUGCUCUCGAUCGAGGGUUUUUUGGGCUUGAACGGUUGAGAUUUGGCUUCCCUGGGGCUUUCCAACUGUACCCAUGUCAAAAGUCUUCGAUUACAGUGGAGAUCAUGCUUUUUGCCCUUGGGGGUCAAUAUUUCAAAAUCCCAAUGAAUCAAGUCUUUUUUUGUCCCUUGAUGAUCAUGUGGACAUCUAUUUUCCUCCUCACAAGAAGUCUCGCAUUAGUGCCCCCUUUGUUUUUAGUGGAGAAAGGUUUGAGCAGAAGCAGCAACCCUCCAUUGAAGUUCUUCCUGAUGAAUGCCUCUUUGAGGUCUUUAGACGGAUCCCUGGAGGCCAAUCAAGAAGUGCAUGUGCUUCUGUGUCCAAGCGGUGGCUUAUGCUUGUAAGUAGCAUUCACAGGGAUGAAAUCUGUACGAACAUAACUGUUGAACCUGUGGAGCCUGAGGAAAGAUUGAUUUCUGACAAGGCAGUUGUGGCCUCUGAGUGUGACAAAAAGGGUGGGGAUGUCUGCUCUAAUGGUGCCAAAGUUGUUGAACCUGAGGCUGAAGAUCAGGAUAUAGAGGGUGAUGGAUACCUUUCCAGAUGCCUUGAAGGGAAGAAAGCAACAGACGUUAGACUUGCCGCCAUUGCUGUUGGAACUUGUAGCCGUGGAGGAUUGGGAAAGCUUUCUAUCCGAGGGAGCAAUUCUAGUCGUGGGGUAACAAAUCUUGGCCUAAGGGCCAUUGCUCGUGGUUGUCCUUCUCUCAGGGUUCUUUCUCUAUGGAACGUCACUUCUAUUUGUGAUGAAGGCCUAUCUGAGAUUGCUAAUGGGUGUCACCUGUUACAGAAGCUUGACCUUUGCAAUUGCCCAGCAAUUUCUGACAAGGCUGUGAUGGCCAUUGCAAACAACUGUCCUAAUCUGACCUCGCUAACCUUUGAGUCUUGCCCAAACAUUGGGAAUGAAAGCCUACAAGCUGUUGGCCGUUGCUGCCCCAACUUGAACUCCAUUUCAAUAAAAAGCUGCCCACUUGUUGGGGAUCAAGGGAUUGCAUGUCUGUUAUCAUCGGCCGGUUCUGCUCUGACAAAGGUGAAGCUCCAGGCUUUGAAUAUCAGUGAUGUGUCUCUUGCUGUUAUUGGACACUAUGCCAAGGCUGUUACUGACCUAGCUCUUAUUGGCCUCCAAAAUGUGAGUGAGAGGGGCUUCUGGGUCAUGGGUAAUGCUCAGGGUUUGCAGAAGUUGAGGUCCUUUGCAGUUUCCUCUUGCCAAGGAGUCACUGAUCUAGGGCUUGAAGCUGUGGGUAAAGGUUGCCCAAAUUUGAAGCAGCUUUACCUUCGCAGAUGUGCAUUCUUGUCAGACAAGGGAUUAUUUGCAUUUGGCAAAGCUGCAGGGUCACUCGAGAGCCUGCAAUUAGAGGAGUGCCACAGGAUUAGCCAGUCUGGGGUUUUUGGUGUCCUUGUAAACUGUGGGGGGAAAUUAAAGGCUGUAGCUUUGGCAAAUUGCUUGGGGAUGAAGGACAUAGUCUUGGGAUUUCCUUUGAUGUCUCUUUCCAAUUCCCUGCGAUCAUUGUCUAUCCGCAGCUGCCCUGGAUUUGGUAAUUCGAGCUUGGCCAUGUUGGGUAGAAUGUGUCCCCAACUGCAGCAUUUGGAUCUUAGUGAACUUCCUGGAAUAACCGAUGAGGGACUUUUCUCACUCAUUCAGUGCUGCAAGGCUGGUCUGCUGAAGGUUAAUCUUAGUGGUUGUGUGAACUUGACAGACAAAGUGGUUUCAACCAUAGUCAAGCUGCAUGGUGCGACUCUUGAGUUGCUGAAUCUUGAUGGUUGCAGAUAUGUCACUGAUGCAAGCUUGGUGGCAGUUGCUGAGAAUUGCUUGUUCCUAAGUGAACUUGAUGUUUCCAAAUGUGCAAUCACUGAUUCUGGCAUUGCAGUCUUGGCUUGUGCGGCGCAGCUGAAUUUGCAGAUCCUUUCCUUGUCGGGUUGCUCAGUAGUGUCGGACAAGAGCUUGCCUUUUUUGGGAAAGUUGGGUCAGAAACUUGUGGGAUUAAACCUCCAGCACUGUCGUGGAAUCUGCAGUAGUGCAGUUGAUCUGCUUGUCCAGCACCUAUGGAGGUGCGAUAUCCUUUUCUAACCGGGGAAAGGGUUGGAAUAGCCCUGUAAGUUGGGUUGGGCAUUCUUGUUCUCUUGUGGGUAGCACUGUAGCAGUAGUGUGUAGUUUUUGGGUCCAUGAGCUAUAUGGGUCUUCUCGUUUUCCAGUUACUGGGCUCCUUUUUCCAGGGAAGAUGGCCAAUUACUCUUUUUUUGCAGUUUUCCUCAAUAGGAAAGCUGUUGCAAGAAUUUGGCCCUCAGCAAUGGGGUGUCUAUUUCUUUGUGGCCAUCCUUACCUGAGAAUGCAGAUGCUCGGUUCUUGAUCUUGUGAUGAUACUUUCCAGUGGUUCUAGUUCUGGGGUGCCUGGGUCUCAGCCAGGUGUUUUUAGCUUUCAGCCUUGCAUUGGUUGUAAUCGUGCUUAGGCUAUAAGCUUUAUUACCGCUUCGAGUCUUUUACAGUGUUUGGGUCUUUCCACUUUCAGUUUUACCGAGUCUUCCACGUUGCUUAACCUUCGUGUUCUGCACGUGAUGGUUGGGUCUCUGUUUUGCUAUUUAGAUUUUUUGGUUUGAUCUCUGUUUCAGUUUGUGGUUGCGUUUGGCGGUUUGAAGUUUGGUGCCUCGUGUUCGUGGGCUUUGGCCGUGGCAGAAGGUUCUUUUAGUCUGCUGCCAUGACAACCCUCUUCCCUUUCAGAGGGGUUGUUUUUUUUCACCAAGCCCUAGUGUUUGCAGGCUUCUCUUGUUCAUGAACCGUCCUAUGCAACCACUUUCUAAUGUAAUGCAAUUUAUGUUUGACCUCUGUGUAUUGUAUGCCCUCUGCUAUGGUAAUGUUCAUGAAUAAAAAUUUCGAGAUGUUUUAUGAUAAAGAUAAUGUGGUGUGCUCUGUAUAUUUGAUGUACAAGUUUAU